AUUUUUUCCAAUCCACCCUACCCACAAAAUUCGAGCUUUCAAAGCAUUGGCAUUCAAAUCUUACUCCUUGUUGAUAAACACGUCCUCAGUUGAAUAUAUUCUAAAAACUUAUAUAAGAAUGUCGUCUCUUUGUAAAACUCGACUUCAAGAAGAACGCAAACAAUGGAGGAGAGACCACCCAUUUGGAUUUUUCGCAAAGCCUAGCAAAUCUCCCGAUGGCGGUCUUGACUUAAUGAACUGGACGGUCGGAAUCCCUGGUAAACCAAAAACUUCUUGGGAAGGUGGUCUUUAUAAACUCACUAUGACUUUCCCUGAGGAAUAUCCAACACGUCCUCCAAAGUGCCGAUUUACUCCACCUUUGUUCCAUCCAAAUGUUUAUCCCUCUGGUACUGUUUGUCUCUCUAUUUUGAAUGAAGAAGAAGGUUGGAAGCCAGCUAUUACCAUUAAACAGAUUUUGCUAGGAAUUCAAGAUUUAUUGAAUGACCCCAAUAUCGCUUCUCCAGCUCAAACAGAAGCUUAUACCAUGUUUAAAAAAGACAAGAUAGAGUACGAACGGCGUGUCCGCGCACAAGCCAAAGAAAAUGCACCGUAAAAAUAGAGCUCCUUUCCCUUCUGUAUCCCUAAUUUAUUAUCAUUGUCGUUACUAGUCCUAUUACUUUUUACUACAUUUUUUCCUAGAAAAAAACGCAAUAAGUUAAUCCACACAUAAAAUCAGCUGAAUUAUUAUAAAUAAACUCAGACCUUAAGCAAAUAGAAAUCAACACUAAAUUCAAAAAAAAACGAGUGUACUUUUCAGGUUCAUGUAAAAUAUGCCUUUUUCUAUGAACGUUCGUUCAUUGUCCAAUUACCAAUUGAUCACAUUCAUUUAUUGAGGUGGAUUGGCUCCACGACUUUGAGCAUAAAUUUGUUGUUGAUAGUACUGGACAUACGCAUUAUAGCCUCCAAAAGCUGCAUAUGGAUCGGCACCGGGUGCAGACAUAGUUGGGACACCAACGCCAGGCGCAUCAAGUCCUGGAGGACCAGACAAUCCAGGAGCUCCAUAUACAUAGGACAUACCUGGUGGAACCAUGGGAACCGUAGGAGACAUACCAGGAGGAUACAUGGCUGCUGGCAUUGAGGUGCCAGGUGGAACAAUUGGUGCUGACGAAGUAGCGGUACUAACUCCAGGAACAGGUGAGACAUUGGAUAUUGGUGGGGUUCCAUGACUGCUAGGUGUUUCUGGUUUGGAC
Messenger RNA from Schizosaccharomyces cryophilus OY26, 1229 nucleotides. Its product is annotated as SUMO conjugating enzyme Hus5. The record is from RefSeq and is a predicted model, not a curated record. The transcript is spliced from 6 exons. Lineage: Eukaryota; Fungi; Ascomycota; Schizosaccharomycetes; Schizosaccharomycetales; Schizosaccharomycetaceae. Gene Ontology annotation, molecular function: SUMO conjugating enzyme activity. The coding region runs from base 119 to 592 and encodes 157 amino acids. Gene Ontology annotation, cellular component: nucleus. Gene Ontology annotation, biological process: protein sumoylation.